Messenger RNA from Eurytemora carolleeae, 1599 nucleotides. It is a transcript of the gene Prp31, whose product is annotated as U4/U6 small nuclear ribonucleoprotein Prp31. Lineage: Eukaryota; Metazoa; Arthropoda; Copepoda; Calanoida; Temoridae. The transcript has 15 exons. Gene Ontology annotation, cellular component: U4/U6 x U5 tri-snRNP complex; U4 snRNP; precatalytic spliceosome. The record is from RefSeq and is a predicted model, not a curated record. The coding region runs from base 19 to 1539 and encodes 506 amino acids. Gene Ontology annotation, biological process: mRNA splicing, via spliceosome; spliceosomal tri-snRNP complex assembly.
AGAAGUUAAAGAUUUAAAAUGUCGUUGGCCGACGAACUAUUGGCUGAUUUAGAGGAUGACGAGGAGAUGGCAGAGGAGGUGAAGGAAGAGCUGGAGGAGAUGGAUAUUAAACCUUCAAAGUUGGAGCUGGAGAUGGUCCCUAGUACUCACACUAUCCACGACGUGGCGCGCCUCAUCAACUCCGACAGGUUGCGGAGCGUGAUGACUAGGAUGGACGAGUUUGCGGAGAAACCGAGGAAACCUCAGGAUCUUAUAGGUGUGGUUGAAGCUGACCCAGAAUACCUGCUGAUUGUGGAAGCAAACAAUCUGGCAGCAGAUAUAGAUCAUGAGAUGAAUACAGUUCAUAAAUAUGCAAGGGAUGUGUACACUAAACGGUUUCCUGAGUUGGAAAGUCUUGUUGUCCAACCUUUGGAAUAUCUGAUGACAGCCAAGGAACUAAAGAAUGAAUUGGAAAAUGUUAAAAACAAUGAAACUCUACUCCAGUAUCUGACUCAGGCGACUAUUAUGGUUGUAAGUGUAACUGCUUCUACAACACAAGGGAAACCAUUAAACAAGGAGGAAUUAGAUAUUGUUGAAUCAGCGUGUGACAUGGCGAUAGAACUCGCUGAGACAAAGAGGAAAAUAUUUGAGUACGUUGAGAGCAGAAUGGCGUUUAUUGCCCCCAACCUAUCCGCCAUUAUUGGGGCAAAUAUUGCCGCCAAGCUGCUCGGCGCGGCGGGUGGACUCACUAAUCUCUCAAAGAUGCCAGCCAAUAAUAUUUCUCUUUUGGGACAACAGAAGAAAGUUUCUACAGGAUUCAGUACUGCUACACAGUUACCUCACACUGGUUUUAUCUACUAUUCACAAAUUGUUCAGGAUGUACCCCCAGAUCUCCGACGUAAAGUAGCUCGUCUGGUUGGUACUAAAUGUACCCUAGCAGCUCGUGUAGACAGCUUCCAUCAGUCGACGGACGGACAUGUUGGACUAGAGUAUAAAGAGGAACUAGAGAAGAAGGUGGACAAGUUGGUGGAGCCCCCUCCCGUGAAAAAUAUCCGGGCUCUUAAAGCUCCGAUGGAUGCUCCCAAGAAGAAGAGAGGAGGAAGACGAGUUAGACAAAUGAAAGAAAGAUAUGCUGUAACAGAACUACGAAAACAAGCAAACAGGAUGACCUUUGGAGAGUUAGAAGACGACUCGUAUCAGAGUGAUCUCGGAGCUACACGAGGAAACAUCGGCAAGGGAGGAAUCGGUGGAGGAAUAAGGAUGGCACAGGUUGAUGAAAGAACAAAAGUGAGGAUUAGUCAAACACUGAAGAAAAAUCUACAGAAGCAGCAGGCUGUAUGGGGAGGAAUGAGCAGUAUUGGUCGGAAGCAUACAAGCGGAACUGCGUCAUCGGUAGCAUUUACUCCAGUUCAGGGUUUGGAGAUCGUAAACCCUGUAGCGAUGGAGAAGAAGGUGGCGGAGGCGAAUGCCAAGUAUUUUUCCGCCACAUCCGGCUUCCGCAGCGUCAAGAAAAUGGAUGCGUCGUACUUCUCCGCCAAACCGUUGGACGGGAAAUCAUGAUGAACCUUCGUAUCUCAAGUUUAUUUUCCUUCUCAAGUAUUUGUUUAUUUGUUAAAAUAG